This is a messenger RNA of Dovyalis caffra, 882 nucleotides long. The record is from the annotation of a GenBank genome assembly. NCBI's taxonomy places the organism in Eukaryota, Viridiplantae, Streptophyta, Magnoliopsida, Malpighiales, Salicaceae.
AUGGAGCAAGCUCGGUAUUGGAUGUUGACUAAGCGAAAGCAUAAUUUGAAUUCUCAUUUGCCGGCCUCAACUAAUCCUUCAUUUGAUGAUUCUUGGGAAGAACAAGCUUUCGCUGAAGAUGCAGCUGGGCCUCUUGGAGGGUGUAUAUGGCCUCCGAGAUCUUAUUCUUGUAGCUUUUGCAGAAGAGAAUUUAGGUCUGCUCAAGCUCUAGGAGGUCAUAUGAAUGUCCACAGGAGGGAUCGAGCUAGACUAAAGCAAUCUCCAAGUCCUCACAAUGAAAUUCUUCCACAUGAGAAUCAAAAUCCUCCCAGUCACCUUCAAAAUCCCUAUACAUCUUUCGGUUUUCAAUACCCAUCUCAGCUUUGUUCCUUGGUUUAUAGCCCUAACCCUAAUUCUGAUCCUGGUCUUAUUGCAUCACCAACUUCCUCCUCUAGACCUACUCAAGAGACUUGCCGUGAAAAAGACUUUUUUCCUCCUUUCUCUUCUUUUAUUGUUGAAGAACAGCAAAAGAGACCCCCUAGAUCUUCCUCUCCCCCACUAACUAAGUUAGCAACUGAAAGAUGUUAUCAUAUCUCUGAUCUGAGCACCGAAGGAGAGAAGAAUUCAAGGAAAAUACAAUCAGGAUGUAGAGCCAAAGUAGAUUAUGACAAAACAGAUUUGUCGGCCAGCUUGAAUUUGGUCAUUCGACGAACUCGCCUAAGCAUAUCGGACAGCGAGGAGGAGCCUACGAGCUGCAAGAAGCGGAGGAUCGAUAAAUCAUCAUUACCUUUCUUUCUAAAGUCCAAUUCAGUUGACAAGUCUGAGGUGUUUGAAAUUAACCCUUGCACUGUAGAAGAAUUGGAUCUUGAACUCAGGCUUGGUGACCGGCCUAAGGUAAAGUAG